UUGGAAACAAUAGUUUCCAUAGCACAGCUGGAUCUUAUCUUCUCAGCCAAUCGGAGGGAGAGAGAAUGGGUCAAACAAGUCCGCUUGGAAAGAGGAAAGUGAAAGCAAACUUUCUGGUUCCUUAGCAGAAGAAAUUAUGGAUGCAAACAUCCUCCUAGAACAGCUGAAAAAAGAAGCUUGCUGCUCCCUUUGCCAGGAGUAUUUCAAAGACCCGGUGGCCGUACACUGUGGGCACAACUUCUGCCAAGCCUGCCUUGCUCAAUGCUGGGGGGAACUGGAGUCCAGUGUAUGCUGCCCUCUUUGUGGGGAAAGUAGCCCACAAAAGAGCUCCACCGAGAACCAGAACCUGGCAAGAAUUGUGGAAAUAGUCAAAUGCCUGAAUUUCGAUGGGCAAAACGUGGGCAAGAAGGUGUGCGAGAGCCACUUGGAAUUCCUGGAGGUCUUCUGCAAAGAUGAUAAAAUCCCCAUCUGCCUGGUGUGUGAUUUGUCCAAGGAACAUCGGCAUCACACUGUGAUCCCUAUAGAAGACGCCGUUCAGCAGUACAAGUUCAAUAACUUCUUUGCUCAAAAGAAAGAAUUUCAGAUGGAGUUGAAGAGCUGGAAGCAAAAGAGAGAGAAAUUCCAUGCACUAAAAGUGGCUGAAGAAAAAAGAAGCUGGAAAUCAUUAGAAAGAUUAGGAGAUGAAGGAAAGAAAAUUAUGUAUGAAUUUGAGCAGCUCCAUCAGUUUCUCGAAGUUCAAGAAGACCUCAUACUAGCCAGGCUGGAACAGCUAGAAAAGGAUGUGAUGAUGGAGAAGGAGACAAUCACCUCCAGGCUCUCGGAGGAGAUUUCCAACUUUAGUGACCUCAUCAGUGAGAUAGAAGAAAAGGACAAGCAGUCAGUGAAUGAAUUUCUUCAGGAUCUCAAAGACACUUUUAUCAGAUGUCAUCAGCAGAAGACUCAGCAGCAGUCAGUGGAUCAUUCUCCUGAUCUAGAGAAGAGAUUGAAUACCUUUUCUGAACAAAGCAUGCAUCUAGAAAAGAUGUUCAAGGAAUUCAAAGUUCUUAUCUCCACUGAGUUAGAAAGCACAUCUUUGCUGAAAGAAGACCUGCGGGUCCCAAAAGGCAGGACAAGAUUGUUCAAAUUGCCAUAUGCAGAGCUGAAAAAAAGAGGCAGAAAAGUGAAUGUGACUCUGGAUGCAGAUACUGCAAACCCGUUCCUCAUUCUCUCAGCGGAUCAGAAGAGUGUGAAGCUCGGAGAUAUAUGGCAGGACCUUCCUGACAAUCCUGAAAGAUUUGAUCCUUAUCCCUGUGUGCUGGGCUGUGAAGGACUUGUGUCGGGGAGACACUACUGGGAGGUGGAGGUGGGAAGUGGAAGAUAUUGGGCUGUGGGCUUUGCCAAAGAAUCUGUAAAGAGAAAAGGGGAGAUUGUCCCUAGCCCUGAAGAGCAGAUCUGGGCUCUGCAACAGUAUGGAAAUCAACUUGAGGCUCUUACCUGUCCUGUGACCAUCCUAUCUUCAUUCAGCAGCCUCAGGAGGGUGCAGAUAUUUCUGGACUAUGAAGAGGAUCGGGUGGCAUUUUUUGAUGCUGAUACAUCAGCUUUGAUCUACAUUUUCUCACCAGCUGCUUUUUGUCAAGAGAGACUCUUCCCUUGGAUCUGGGUUUGGCCAGGGACCGAGUUAAGACUUUACCAGUGAAACUUUAUCUUCAAUAUAUUGUGUAAUUCCA
Molecule: messenger RNA, 1706 nt
Organism: Sceloporus undulatus (fence lizard)
Lineage: Eukaryota; Metazoa; Chordata; Lepidosauria; Squamata; Phrynosomatidae
Product: zinc finger protein RFP-like
Exons: 7
Coding region: 137-1675 (512 amino acids)
Molecular function (GO): zinc ion binding; protein binding
Source: RefSeq, a predicted model, not a curated record